Messenger RNA from Aspergillus affinis, 1200 nucleotides. RefSeq names its product acetyl-CoA C-acetyltransferase (gene erg10B). Gene Ontology annotation, molecular function: acetyl-CoA C-acetyltransferase activity. The record is from RefSeq and is a predicted model, not a curated record. NCBI's taxonomy places the organism in Eukaryota, Fungi, Ascomycota, Eurotiomycetes, Eurotiales, Aspergillaceae. The transcript has 5 exons. Gene Ontology annotation, biological process: fatty acid beta-oxidation; ergosterol biosynthetic process. Bases 1 to 1200 code for a protein of 399 amino acids.
AUGUCUUCUCUUCCUCCUGUCUACAUCGUUUCGACUGCUCGGACCCCUGUGGGAUCCUUCCUGGGCUCUCUCUCGAGUUUGACUGCCCCGCAGCUUGGUUCCCAUGCGAUCAAGUCCGCUCUCAGCAGAGCUGAAGGAGUCAGCACCUCAGAUGUUCAGGAAGUCUUCUUUGGCAAUGUUCUUUCCGCAAAUGUUGGCCAGAAUCCUGCCAGACAAUGUGCUCUCGGUGCCGGCCUGGAGGACUCCACUGUGUGUACCACCGUCAACAAGGUGUGCGCAUCUGGCCUGAAGGCUGUCAUCCUUGGAGCACAGACCAUCAUGACUGGAAAUGCUGAUGUUGUCGUGGCCGGUGGUGCUGAAUCCAUGUCUAAUGCUCCUCACUACCUCCCAAACCUUCGUUCGGGUGCGAAAUAUGGUCACCAAAGCUUGGUGGACGGAAUUAUGAAAGAUGGCUUGACGGAUGCAGGCAAACAGGAACUCAUGGGCCUACAAGCCGAGGAAUGUGCCCAGGACCAUAGUUUCACCAGGGAAGACCAGGAUAACUAUGCCAUUCGAACCUAUGAGAAAGCCCAAGCUGCCCAGAAGGCCGGACUUUUCAAUGAUGAAAUUGCGCCAGUCGACCUUCCUGGUUUCAGGGGCAAGCCCGGUGUGACCGUCGCGCAAGACGAGGAGCCCAAAAACCUUAACCCUGACAAGCUCCGGGGCAUCAAACCCGCGUUCAUUCCUGGUUCUGGAACGGUCACGGCGCCCAACUCGUCUCCACUCAACGAUGGUGCUGCGGCUGUGGUGUUGGUCUCGGAAGCUAAGCUGAAGGAGCUCAAUCUGAAGCCCGUCGCAAAGAUUCUUGGAUGGGGAGAAGCUGCUCACCAGCCCAGCAAAUUCACGACUGCCCCAGCACUUGCUAUCCCCAAGGCUCUUAAGCACGCUGGUAUCAGCCAAGAUGCCGUGGAUGCAUUCGAGAUCAAUGAGGCAUUUAGUGUCGUUGCUCUUGCCAACAUGAAGCUACUCAACAUUCCGGAAGAAAAGGUGAACGUUCACGGUGGAGCCGUUGCUAUCGGCCACCCUAUCGGAGCUAGUGGUGCUCGCAUCUUGACUACGCUGCUUGGUGUUCUCAAGGCAAAGAACGGCAAGGUUGGCUGCGUCGGAAUUUGCAAUGGUGGAGGAGGUGCUAGCGCCAUGGUUGUUGAGUCGCUGGCAUAA